AUGCCUAGAGAUGACACUCAAAACUUGUUCCAACCAAACAAAUUGAAGGCCAGAAGACAGGAACCAACGGUCUCCGAUAGAAGGCGUUAUUUGAUUCAUUGCCUCCGGAGGAUUACAAGGAUUGGUUUACUGGUGUUGGGAGGUGAUGGUCGUUACUUUAAUCGUGAAGCUGCACAGGUUAUCAUCAAAAUCGCCGCAGGGAAUGGUGUUGGGAAAAUUUUGGUUGGCAAGGAAGGAAUUUUAUCAACACCUGCUGUUUCUGCUGUAAUCCGCAAGAGGAAGGCCAAUGGUGGUUUUAUAACGAGUGCAAGCCAUAAUCCUGGUGGACCUGAUUAUGAUUGGGGUAUUAAGAUCUCACAGAUAAAGGUAGCAGAUAUUGCUGAUGUUGACCUAUCUUCUGUUGGAGUUAUAAACUAUGGCAUCUUAUUCACUGUUGAAGUUAUUGAUCUGGUUACUGACUAUUUGAAACUAAUGGAGCUAAUCAAAACUCUUCUGAAGUUAGACUUUAGGUAUACUUAUCUGCCCUCCAUCAAGAAGGAUCUUACCAUGUGCUUUGGUUGUAUAUCUUAA
Molecule: messenger RNA, 570 nt
Organism: Fragaria vesca subsp. vesca
Lineage: Eukaryota; Viridiplantae; Streptophyta; Magnoliopsida; Rosales; Rosaceae
Product: phosphoglucomutase, chloroplastic-like
Exons: 7
Coding region: 1-570 (189 amino acids)
Source: RefSeq, a predicted model, not a curated record